UUUAAUGUGAAAACAACAAAGAGAUAGAACGCAUAAUUAGUAAUAAACAUAAUCUAUUUUACUAUUUAUUGAAAAUUGUUGAGUGAAAUCAGAUAAAAUGGCUGAUAAUUUUGGUAUUCACCGUGGUACACCGACACCACAAACCUCCAACGCAGCAAGAAUGCCCGUUCCACAGACAACAAACGCUGUCCCAGUCGCAGCAGCAGCAGCAGCAGCAGUAGCCGCAGGAGCAACAGCACCUGCAUCAGCAUCUACAGUAACCAGAACCACAGCCAGCGGUGGAACAGCAGCAAUCCAAGAUGAUCGCACACAAGGACAGGUUUUAAGCGAUUUUCUGCAUCAACUAGAAGAUUACACACCGACCAUCCCAGAUGCGGUUUCAGCCUAUUUCUGUCAAACAGCCGGAUUCGAAGCAUCCGAUCCACGGAUUGUCCGUUUGAUUUCAAUUUCUGCACAAAAAUUCAUCUCCGACGUUGCAAACGAUGCCCUUCAGCAUUGCAAAACCAGAACAAGUAAUGCCGGCUCGCACGCUUCAUCCAAAAACCAAAAGACACAGAACAAUAAAGAUCGCAAAUACACACUUACCAUGGAGGACUUGGCACCGGCUCUCAGUGACUAUGGCAUUACUGUUCGUAAGGCACACUACUUCGUCUAAGGUUAUCAACCAUCAAUGCGAUUAUCACACACCGCAGACGAUCUUACUCGUAUUUCUUAUGUUGAAAUUUUGAUUGAAGAAAUCGAGUCAAGGAUUUCAAAAUCGAUACAAAUUUAAUUCAUACAAUAAUAAAUCAUAAUCAAGAGAGGAAAAAAAGACACCGAA
This is a messenger RNA of Sitodiplosis mosellana (orange wheat blossom midge), 820 nucleotides long. Its product is annotated as transcription initiation factor TFIID subunit 10-like. Bases 98 to 655 code for a protein of 185 amino acids. Gene Ontology annotation, cellular component: SAGA complex; nucleus; transcription factor TFIID complex. Gene Ontology annotation, biological process: transcription initiation at RNA polymerase II promoter. Lineage: Eukaryota; Metazoa; Arthropoda; Insecta; Diptera; Cecidomyiidae. Gene Ontology annotation, molecular function: RNA polymerase II general transcription initiation factor activity; promoter-specific chromatin binding. The transcript is spliced from 2 exons. The record is from RefSeq and is a predicted model, not a curated record.